This is a messenger RNA of Cyprinodon tularosa, 2706 nucleotides long. RefSeq lists its product as uncharacterized. The record is from RefSeq and is a predicted model, not a curated record. The transcript is spliced from 2 exons. NCBI's taxonomy places the organism in Eukaryota, Metazoa, Chordata, Actinopteri, Cyprinodontiformes, Cyprinodontidae. The coding region runs from base 145 to 1680 and encodes 511 amino acids. Gene Ontology annotation, molecular function: GTP binding.
GUGUACAGCAGUGGUGUGAACACUGACGGGCAGAGAUAAGCUGUGUUCUAAAGUUAAAAAGAGAAAGGGCAUAUUGUCACGGAGUCAUUUUGAUUUGCAAAGGGUCCUUAGCACCUGGUGGAUGAGGGAACAAGGAUCAGUGGUAUGACUUCAGAAGUUACCAUCACCUCUUCAGGAUGUCCUGCAGUCCUGCUGUUCAAGACAAAGAAAGAAAGGUUUUCUAGAUGGACAAGAGCGACUUUAGGGAACAAGCAUGAAAGGCAAAGAAAUAAAACCAUCUUACUGGUUGGUGAAGGAGGAGCAGGAAAAUCGACCUUAGUCAACACUUUGGUUAACUAUGCAAUAGGAGUGAUGUUUGAGGAUGAUGUUUGGUUUCAGAUUGUAGAAGAGGAGGAGGGGAGAUGUCAAACUGAGACUCAGACAUCAGAUGUGAUCAUCUAUCAGAUCUUUGAUUUUAAAGGUCAAAUUCUGUCCUCGUCUCUUACCAUCAUUGACACUCCUGGAUUUGGAUACAUGAGAGGACUGCAGCAUGAUGAAAAAGUCAGUCAAAUACUUUUAGAAUUGUUUCGAUCAGAGGAAGUUCAUGAGAUCAAUGCAGUGGGUCUGGUGAUAAAGGCAACUGAUAAUAGUCUAAGUGACCGACUGAUGUACGUCUUAAAUUCAGUGACGUCUCUGUUUGGAAAAGACCUGGAGGAAAACAUAGUAGCUCUCAUCACUCACUCUGAUGGAAGAAAUCCCAGAAAUGCUCUUCAGGCUCUGGAAGCAGCAAAUAUUAAAUCUUCUAACCGUGAGUUUAUUUAUUUUGUGUUUAACAAUUGCCAACAUGAGGACAGAGCAAAAAACCGAGAACUUCUGAAAAUUGCCUAUCAAACAUCACUAAAGGGAUUCAAAGAGUUCAUGUUGUUUCUGGAUGAAACCGAACCUCAGAAACUGAAGACAACUGUGGAGGUUCUGAAGGAACGCACCCAACUGACAGCCUGCAUCCAGAACCUGCAGCAGAGAAUCAAGGAGAUUGAACUGAAGCAGAACGAAAUCCAAAAGAUCAAAGAGGCUUAUAAUAAAUAUCAAGAGCAAAUGAAGAAGAAUGAAGAGUUCUCUAUAGAAGUAGAUGGUGUCUACAAGAAAAAAAAAAGUAUCAGAGGAGGAAUGUGGUUGUUGGUGUUUUAUGAAGGAGCUGUCACCUGUUCUGUCUGUGAGGAGAACUGUCACUAUCCUGGAUGCACAAUAGCCUGGAGCCCAGAACUCUGUGAGGUCAUGAAGGAUGGGCGCUGCACAGUUUGUACCAACAAGUGUCCUGCAUCAGUUCAUGUGAAAGAAAACUGGAGAUAUAAAAUAAAGACAAGAAAAGUUCAGAAGACCCUGGAGGAUGUGAGGGAGAAAUAUGAAAAGAAUAAAGCUGAAUGUGAGAAAAAGUUGACUCUAUUGGAAAACCUUGAGAAGGAAAAUAUCAACCUGACUUCAAAAUGGUUGUUGCUGCUGGAUGAGGCCUACAGUCAUGUUAUCAGACUGGAAAAGAUCGCCCUGAAAGUUGAAUCAGUGUCAACUUUGGUCCAUUUGGACUUCCUGAUAGAGAAGAUGAGGGAAAAAGGCGACCUGAGGAAAGUCAAGAAACUGGAAGAGAUGAAAAGCAGAGUGAACGAAGUAACCAACACAGCACUAAGAUAUGCAAAAAACUCAUAAUCAGAAUAAGAUUUGGUACAUCAGCUAGCCAGCAAGCUAGCCAACUAACAGCUACAGUAAUUAUUCUGCACCAGGCGGGAACAUGCUGCAGAGCUUCAAGUCAGCGCUGGAUGAUUAAUGUUGUUGGUCGCUCUCAGCCUCCUGUCAUGUCUCUGAGUUUACUCCUGUUAUUAGCUAGAUUUGUUUUUUAUCUCCUCACCUUGAUGAUUGCGUUUUCCCUGUUAUCUGCUUUCAUAUUUAUCUCAACUGACUACCUGAAGAAUUUUUCUGCUGUGUUAUUCCCCCUGGUUUCUACCUGUGUGCACGCUCCUCUGUCUGAAUUUGCACUGAUCUCUGGAAUUUUCAUCACUCCACACUGGACUGUUUUCUUCUCACAUCCACUGCCAACCAGGCUGAAAACAGACAGACUUAUUGGUAAUGCUUUCUUUUAAAGUACAUCAAUAAUCAUGUAAUAAAAUGGUAAUAAUAUAACAAGUUACAGUACAUUACUAGGUAACAAUAACCUUUUUAUUAGAUAAUUACCCCAAAAUGAAGGUAUAUAAUUCCAAAGCAAUUAUAACAAUUGUAUAAUACUACGUAACAGUGGAGAAUUUUGGUGAGUAAUUACCAUCAGGUUACCACAUAACACUUUCUAUUAUUUGCCCUCCAACUACCAAUGGAUUACAAAGUAAUUUGUAACUUAUAAUCAGGCAAGUGCUAUGGUUCAAAUUUUUGGCACAACGUAAAGUCAGACUGCUUAGAUGUCAAACAGUUAUUACCAGGUAAUUUAAUUAAUUCAUUUAACCAAAAUCAAUAAACGAUUGUUAUUAUCUUGGAAAAUGGAGUUAAUUUCUUAUUAUAUAACAGAAAACCAAACGUAGAAGACAGGAAGCCAAUCUUCAUAACUAAACUGUUAGUUAUAUGUAACUUGAGUUCAGUUUUAUAAAGUUACCUGUUUUUUCUAGAUGACUGGCAAAAUUAGCACAUUUUACCAGAUGAAAUUGAGUAAAUUGCUUGGUAAAUACUAUGAAAUUAGACUGUAAAAUC